UCGCCCGCCCGCCCGCUCGCUCGUUCCUCGCGCGGGCACUGGGCAUGCGCGGCGCGCGGUUGGCACUGGCUGCGAGCGGGCGGGCGGCUCCAGACUUCACAGGCAGCUAGCGAGGCGGUCUCGCCCGGCGCGAGGCCGGCGCUGUGCUCGCCUCGGAGAUCGCUGCUCUUCAGCUGGGUGCGGAAGGCGGCUCCGCGGCUCGCGGACGACUGGCUGGGCGCGAAUCAGAUUGGGGGGCUUUCUCCCGGUCCCCUCCCACCUCUUCUGGGCUCGCGGCGUCUCCGGGGAAAGCCGUGGCCCCGAGGGCGGAUCCGAGAACACACAAGUGAAAGACACAAUGAAUGGUCAUAUUUCUAAUCAUCCCAGUAGUUUUGGAAUGUACCCAUCUCAGAUGAAUGGCUACGGAUCAUCACCUACCUUUUCCCAGAUGGACAGAGAACAUGGUUCAAAAACAAGUGCAAAGGCCCUUUAUGAACAAAGGAAGAAUUAUGCACGGGACAGUGUCAGCAGUGUGUCAGAUAUAUCUCAAUACCGUGUUGAACACUUGACUACCUUUGUCCUGGAUCGGAAAGAUGCUAUGAUCACUGUUGAUGAUGGAAUAAGGAAAUUGAAAUUGCUUGAUGCCAAGGGCAAAGUGUGGACUCAAGAUAUGAUUCUUCAAGUGGAUGACAGAGCUGUGAGCCUGAUUGAUUUAGAAUCAAAGAAUGAACUGGAGAAUUUUCCUUUAAACACAAUCCAGCACUGCCAAGCUGUGAUGCAUUCAUGCAGCUAUGAUUCAGUUCUUGCCCUGGUGUGCAAAGAGCCAACCCAGAACAAGCCAGAUCUUCAUCUUUUCCAGUGUGAUGAGGUUAAGGCAAACCUAAUUAGUGAAGAUAUUGAAAGUGCAAUCAGUGACAGUAAAGGAGGGAAACAGAAGAGGCGGCCCGAUGCCCUGAGGAUGAUUUCCAACGCAGACCCUAGUAUACCGCCUCCACCCAGAGCUCCUGCCCCUGCGCCCCCUGGGACCGUCACCCAGGUGGAUGUUAGAAGUCGAGUGGCAGCCUGGUCUGCAUGGGCAGCCGACCAAGGGGACUUUGAGAAACCAAGGCAGUAUCAUGAGCAGGAAGAAACACCUGAGAUGAUGGCAGCCCGCAUUGACAGAGAUGUGCAAAUCUUAAACCACAUUUUGGAUGACAUUGAAUUUUUUAUCACAAAACUCCAAAAAGCAGCAGAAGCAUUUUCUGAGCUUUCUAAAAGGAAGAAAAACAAGAAAGGUAAAAGGAAAGGACCAGGAGAGGGUGUUUUAACGCUGCGGGCAAAACCUCCACCUCCUGAUGAAUUUCUUGACUGUUUCCAAAAGUUUAAACAUGGAUUUAACCUUCUGGCCAAACUGAAGUCUCAUAUUCAGAAUCCUAGUGCUGCAGAUUUGGUUCACUUUUUGUUUACUCCAUUAAAUAUGGUGGUGCAGGCAACAGGAGGUCCUGAACUAGCCAGUUCAGUACUUAGUCCCCUAUUGAAUAAGGACACAAUUGAUUUCUUAAAUUAUACUGUCAAUGGUGAUGAACGGCAGCUGUGGAUGUCAUUGGGAGGAACUUGGAUGAAAGCCAGAGCAGAGUGGCCAAAAGAACAGUUUAUUCCACCGUAUGUUCCACGAUUCCGCAAUGGCUGGGAGCCCCCAAUGCUGAACUUUAUGGGAGCAACAAUGGAACAAGAUCUUUAUCAACUGGCAGAAUCUGUGGCAAAUGUAGCAGAACAUCAGCGCAAACAGGAAAUAAAAAGAUUAUCCACAGAGCAUUCCAGUGUAUCAGAGUAUCAUCCAGCCGAUGGCUAUGCGUUCAGUAGCAACAUUUACACAAGAGGAUCCCACCUGGACCAAGGGGAAGCUGCUGUUGCUUUUAAGCCAACUUCUAAUCGCCAUAUAGAUAGAAAUUAUGAACCACUCAAAACACAACCCAAGAAAUAUGCCAAAUCCAAGUAUGACUUUGUAGCAAGGAACAACAGUGAGCUCUCGGUUCUAAAGGAUGAUAUUUUAGAGAUACUUGAUGAUCGGAAGCAAUGGUGGAAAGUUCGAAAUGCAAGUGGAGACUCUGGAUUUGUGCCAAAUAACAUUUUGGAUAUUGUGAGACCUCCAGAAUCUGGAUUGGGGCGUGCCGAUCCACCUUAUACUCAUACUAUACAGAAACAAAGGAUGGAGUAUGGCCCAAGACCAGCUGAUACUCCCCCUGCUCCAUCACCUCCUCCAACACCAGCUCCUGUUCCUGUCCCCCUUCCCCCUUCCACUCCAGCACCUGUUCCUGUGUCAAAGGUCCCAGCAAAUAUAACACGUCAAAACAGCAGCUCCAGUGACAGUGGUGGCAGUAUCGUGCGAGACAGCCAGAGACACAAACAACUUCCGGUGGACCGAAGGAAAUCUCAGAUGGAGGAAGUGCAGGAUGAACUCAUCCACAGACUGACCAUUGGUCGGAGUGCCGCUCAGAAGAAAUUCCAUGUGCCACGGCAGAACGUGCCAGUUAUCAAUAUCACUUACGACUCCACACCAGAGGAUGUGAAGACGUGGUUACAGUCGAAGGGAUUCAACCCUGUGACUGUCAAUAGUCUUGGAGUAUUAAAUGGUGCACAACUUUUCUCUCUCAAUAAGGAUGAACUGAGGACAGUCUGCCCUGAAGGGGCGAGAGUCUAUAGCCAAAUCACUGUACAAAAAGCUGCAUUAGAGGAUAGCAGUGGCAGCUCCGAGUUACAAGAAAUUAUGAGAAGACGACAGGAAAAAAUCAGUGCUGCUGCUAGUGAUUCAGGAGUGGAAUCUUUUGAUGAAGGAAGCAGUCACUAAUUUGUUUGUUUGUAUUUAAACUCCAUUGUUUUUGGCAUUAUUCCAACAUGCUUUGUUUUAAGAAGCCUUGAAGGGAAUGUCAGAUUCAUUUUUCUUGAUGUAAUUUAUCACCAUAAAAAAAAAACCCAUGCAAACCUGAGUGAGCACAGGAUUUGCUUCUAGGCCCAUUAUUUGUAUUAAAACUGAAAAAAUUUAAACUGAAUUUUUUGACCUUGGAAAAUAUUUUUCUUACUUUACCAAGGUGAAGUUUCCUUAAUUAGACUAAUUAUUUUAUCCCCAUCCCAGGGUAUAAACAGGAAUUGUUUUGAUAGUGGUGGAGUUAUUCACUGCAACAAAGCAACAAUGUUGUCCAUGAUUCAAAAUCUAAGCAGUUUCGAUUUUGCCUGUGAAUAUGGUGUCUGUCAUUCAGGGCAUAGCUCACUGUAGGCUAGCCUCUGCUUACUUAGGUCUCUUCUCUGACAUACUCAAUGGAAGAAUAUUUAGAUUUAUUUAAAGUUCUUAAUGCCAACAGUUUAAAAAAAUUAAAACAUUUGAAUGAACUGUAAAGUACAGCCAUACGUUGGACAUGCAAAUAUAAAUCUAUGGAGCAUUCUCAAGACAGUUUGUCAUGGCUCUGUUGAUUGCAACUCCUUGUAUAGCUUGUAUUUUGAUUUAGUUUAUAUUCUGCUUAUUAUGUAUACUGUGUUCUUAUAUAUGAGAAAGCACAAAUGGGAAAGAGGUCAUGUCUUCUCAAAAUCUAGCAAAGGAAGUAGUCUGCAUUGGUGUGCAUUGCAGUAUUUUGCUUAAUGAAAGCCUCAGUUCUGAAUGUUGAUAUGAGUAGUUAAAAGGAAGUGGGGCCAUUUUAUGUGUUUAUCUGUGUCAAGUAUUUCUGGUAAUAAGAAGCACUUAAUUUACACAUAUUUUAAUCCUGUGAAAGAUUCCACAUAGAGAAAAGAAAGAUACCUAACCUUCAACAAAUGUUAUUUUUGGAAACACAAUUUUUGUCAUUAAAUGUUAUAUUAUUUCACAUAUAUAAAACAGAUGUUAUGUAAGAAUGUUGUAUAUUUUAACAUAAAUCAUUUAGAGAAAUUAUCUAGAUUCAUUAAUUUUCAUAGUGCCUUUUCACAUGAGUCAGCUGGAAAGUCUGCAAUAAACAGUAUUUGCUGUCUGUUAAUAAA
Messenger RNA from Pan troglodytes (chimpanzee), 3963 nucleotides. It is a transcript of the gene EPS8, whose product is annotated as EGFR pathway substrate 8, signaling adaptor. Lineage: Eukaryota; Metazoa; Chordata; Mammalia; Primates; Hominidae. Bases 338 to 2806 code for a protein of 822 amino acids. Gene Ontology annotation, biological process: Rho protein signal transduction; regulation of Rho protein signal transduction; positive regulation of ruffle assembly. Gene Ontology annotation, cellular component: ruffle membrane; vesicle; plasma membrane. Gene Ontology annotation, molecular function: actin binding. The record is from RefSeq and is a predicted model, not a curated record. The transcript has 21 exons.